AUGCCGCUCUACGACUACCGCGUCGCCAAAACCGCGUUGUCCGAAGGGGAGAAAGAUCGCAUUCUCGCCGUCUACCUGAACACCACCGCGGACGCCUCCUCCGUCAUCGAUUGGGAGACUGCCACCACCCACUAUGGCUCCACGUCGGUCGACUCCAUGAAAGUCUCGAUCUGGAAAAUCCACAGAAAACUGGCGAAAGCCGGCGCCAAGCGCGAGAUUAUGGGAGAUAAGAGCCCUUCGGGCUCUCUCAAGAUCAAGCUAGCAGCCACGGGCAGCAAGCGGAAGCCAAGCUGCAAUGGGAGCGGAGAGGCCGCCAAGGCCAAGCGGGGCCGCCCAAGCAAGAAGAAGGUCGCUGUCGCUGAGGCUGUCAAAGAUGUCGCCGAGGCUGUCGAAGAUGCCGGGGAGAAGGUGGAGGCGAAGGAGGCGAAGGUGGAGGUGAAGGAGGAGUAA
This is a messenger RNA of Sphaerulina musiva SO2202, 450 nucleotides long. RefSeq lists its product as uncharacterized. NCBI's taxonomy places the organism in Eukaryota, Fungi, Ascomycota, Dothideomycetes, Mycosphaerellales, Mycosphaerellaceae. The transcript has 3 exons. The record is from RefSeq and is a predicted model, not a curated record. The coding region runs from base 1 to 450 and encodes 149 amino acids.